Metarhizium robertsii ARSEF 23 is the source of this 1461-nucleotide messenger RNA. Its product is annotated as Fungal transcriptional regulatory protein. Gene Ontology annotation, biological process: regulation of DNA-templated transcription. The record is from RefSeq and is a predicted model, not a curated record. Gene Ontology annotation, molecular function: DNA-binding transcription factor activity, RNA polymerase II-specific; zinc ion binding. The transcript is spliced from 2 exons. The coding region runs from base 1 to 1461 and encodes 486 amino acids. Lineage: Eukaryota; Fungi; Ascomycota; Sordariomycetes; Hypocreales; Clavicipitaceae.
AUGGCCGAUAGCAUUAUUAGGAAAGCUUGCGACCGUUGCCACUCCCAGAAGCUGAGCUGUAAACGAGUCGGCGACGAGGCCUGCGAACGCUGUGUCAGACUUCAGACCGAGUGCAAAUCAAGUCCCUCUCUUCGCUAUAAGAAGCAGCAACAGCAGCACGGCCAGCAAUACCAACGCCAGCAGCAGAGAACCCCAUAUCAGAAUCAACAGAAACCUCAAACACAACCAUCAGCAUAUUCUACGCCAGUGUCAAAGCCCCCUGUCGGCAGGCGUUCGCCCAAGCGUCGAAGGACAGCUUGUGAGUUGGGUCUGCUUUCAGGAGAACAAGGCAUCCCCUUCUCGUCUAUAGGAAUACCAAUCAAUCAGCAGGCCGAGGACACAUUGUCUGAGAAGCAGAGUGUCGUCGCCACUGAAGCAUCGUUGGAACCAGCAGACUUUGAUUUUAGCCAGAUUGAGAACCUCAACUUCUUUUCGCCCCCUCCGGCCGCUUCCCUGCCACACAACUCAGUUCCAGGAGGUCUUGACGCCUUUCAACCUGUCCCCACGUUCCCAGAUCCUUGGGAUCAGCAGUUGAAUCAAGCCACCGAAGCAUUCCACGCUACACCCUCAUCUUUUCAACCCGGAGACAACAGCGGGUUUCAAUCGGCCGUUCCUACACUGAGUCUGACAGAGACUCCUCACAGUCAGUCUCUUGCAGAAAAGCGCAGAAGGCCCCGUCUUAGAAACCGGCCAAGGCAAAUUGCGUUACGCCAGAUCGCAAACGCACCAGCAACACACAUAGACCCCCCAAGUAUACACUGGAUGGCGCAAUUAUCUGAAAUAAAUUCUCGGCUAUUAGACCUUGCGUCUGUCUUGCCCCAGCAGCAACCGGCAGCAUGUAAUUUUGACACGCUGGGCAGAUCAAAUGAUGAAGCGUUUGCUAACCAGGGGUUUCCAAUUGAUGAGAUGUUCAAGCUUACUCGACGAGUGGCUGAUGUCCUCGACCGGUUGUCGGCAGGAGGCGGCGCUUCUGCAACCAGAAUGGACAACUCUGACCCUGGAAACUCCAUGUUUGUUCUCUCGAUAUAUGUCCGCCUGCUCGACAUGUAUCAAAAGGUGUUCAGUCUGGUUCGCAUGGAACUGUCUCGAGUUGAUUCGGAAGCUCUCUUCCGAUUCUGGAGACUUCCUGAGGUCCAAGUUGGGUCUUUUGCCGUGGACCCUUCUCCAUCAUUGCAGAUGUCUCUUACUAUCCAGUUGGCAGAGGAGUUUCUCGCUCGUCUCCGAGUGGCGACUGCGGCCUUGGAUCCUGCCUUGAGCAAUGGCGGUGGAAGCAAAGGGGUAUCUGAAGACGGUGGGAGUGGCAAGUCAAUGUUUUCAGAUGUGGUGGACAUUUCUUUUCGAGCUGUCAAGACGAAGGAGGAGAGCCUUGGGAAGCAUCUCGCAGAGUUGCGGGAUGAAAUUGAGGCCUUUCUAAACCCUUAG